Paramormyrops kingsleyae is the source of this 2669-nucleotide messenger RNA. RefSeq names its product family with sequence similarity 234 member A (gene fam234a). The record is from RefSeq and is a predicted model, not a curated record. NCBI's taxonomy places the organism in Eukaryota, Metazoa, Chordata, Actinopteri, Osteoglossiformes, Mormyridae.
UCGAAUGGAGGCGCGCACACCGAACCAAGACCCGUAUGGUCGCGCGCACGGCAGCCAGUGCCACAGGUCUCAGCAGAGGGACAGCGAGAGAGCCGGUGUUUGGGUCGUCUGUAGCCUGCCUUUAAUUCCACACCUGCAGGGAGGCUUUGAGAUGUCAGACCUGGUGGAUGGCCGUGUGGAAGCCCAGCCCCUGAAGGAGAGGGUUGCCAAGGCCCCCCGUGGGAAGAGCCAGGCCUCAGGCACCAAGGCACGGAGGCUUGCUCGCCUGUCCCGCUGCCGUACGGCAGUCUUCUUCAUCUCGCUCUUCCUCUGCCUCACGGUGGUGUUUGCCUUUUCCUUUAUCAUCCCCUGCCCUGUGAGGCCAGUCUACUUGCGUACCUGGAACCACACGUACCUUGAGUCAGCCACUUAUGAUUUCCUGGCUGUUGAAGAUGUGAACAGAGACAAGGUGCUCGAUGUGCUUUUUGUCCUCGAGGCCAACGUAGGCACCAUGAACACAUCCUGUACUAUUGAAAGUAUACCCUGUGUGUUCAUGGUGGCCGUGGCAGGUACCAACGGGCACACGCUGUGGGAACGGCCCCUAGCCCCUCCAUUCCACUGGGCACAGUGUGGACUGCAGGGCCUGGGGGGCACUGAUUCGGGUUGCCUGGUGGCACACGCCCACCUCCUGACUGCUGUCAACAAAAACACAGGUGAUUUCCUGUGGCAGCGACCGCACCCGCCCAACUUUAACAGCCAGCUACCUGUCAUGACAAGCCCAGAUCUGGAUGGAGACAAAGUGGAGGAUCUGGUUCUGAUUGGCCCGGGCCCUGUGGAGACAAAGCUGGCAGUUUUAUCUGGCAGAGCAGGCACUCGGAUUGGACCCGAGCUGGUCCUGAUUCCGAUGGAGACCACCAAGCAUCUGCUUCACAGCACUGGCUCAGGCUCACACUACGUGCUCUUUCGGACGGCCUUGGGGCUCCACGUCCGAGCGCUUUGGCGCAUCGCCGCUGAGGUGCAGCCAGGCAGUGAGAAGACCCUGAGGAGGGAGCCCGCGUGGGAGGCGGCAGCAGAGGGUACCUCUGAGCAGCCGCUGAGGUCGGCCGUCAUCCACUGGCUGGUUCAGGUGCCGAAAAAGAGAGGUGGCCAUAGCCUCCUGCUGGUGACAGGGGGUGCCGUGGAGCUCGUAGAUGGGGACAGUCUUCAGUCACUGUGGACGACCAACGUCAGCGGCGUUCUGAGUCAGCCCAGCACGGGGUACUAUGACAAAGAUGACAUCACUGACGUGGUGCUGGAGGAGGACUCUGGGAAUGGUACCAAACGGGUGGCGAUAUUGAACGGCAGGUCCGGGCUCGUCCAAUGGCAGCUCAUCUUGCUGGCACGGCCCAACACACCCCAGCCUGUCAGCUUCCGGAGCAUCCACACAAUCUCUGUGUUCGUCUUCUGGGGACAGAUGGUGGCCCCUCCCGAUGCCAUGAGGCCUAGCAGUGAGGACACCUUCACCUACAUGCUGCACCCCCAGCAUCCUGAUGCCGUCCUGGAGAGCAGCACGUGGGGAGGGGGCGGGCAUACUGUCACCCUCAGGGCGACACUGCUGGAGAGGAGCCGGCAUGCCUGCUUCAUCACGCUGGCGGCCCCAGCAGGUGCAGGGCCGUCCGUGACGCUCAGCAAGCGGAAGCUGAAGGACGACGCUUCCAGGAGCCAUGUCUGCUGGCUGGGGGACCAUGGGGAGCACCAAGACGAGGAUGUCAAGUAUGCUUUCGAAAGGCUGCGUUUCCACCAGGAAGCAUGAGGAGGUCUCGACCAGCACCUCCCCCCCCACCUCCCUCUUCAGACACAAUGUGUUCCUGGAUGAUUGGCCUCAACCAAUGGAACAAGUUCUACAGAUAUGCCCCCUGCCUUGUCCAUUUGUCCCCCAUAAUAGUGUCACCACUCACCACGCAGUUCGUGCGCCAGUCUGUCCUGUUGAGUGAGGUGUGUGGUCUUUAUCAGGCACGUGAGGCCUUUAUCAGGUGAAUGUGGACUUUAUUAGGUGUGUGAGGGCUUUAGCAGUGUGUGACCUGCUUGCUUUCAGUAUCGGCAGUUGUGCUACUUUCUGAUUCUGUAUCACACUGCCCCCUGCAGGACAGGGUCAACAUGUCGAGGAUCUGACUUAUGCACACAGGUGCCCUUAGUUCCAUAUCAAUCAGGUGUAAGACCCCGCUGUGCCUAAAAAUCUUAUGCUGGAAAAAAGGCUAUGUAAACAGACACUACAGACACUUUGUUUUGUAUUUAUAGUUGGAGUUAGAUUAAAUGAAUGUGUCUCCUUUGCUGGAAUUGGAUUGUGAACCCCAGCAAAGCUGGGCUAUAACUAGUGAUUGCCAAAUGAAACUUCCUGAACCAUUUGAUGUAAUUUUUUAACCCACUACAUGCUGCGUUUGGUUUGCUUUAGGGCAUGAUUUUUGAGCUGAACAUGCAGUGAAACUUCAUUUGGCCAUCACUAUAAUAUUGCUGGCAUUCGUGACAGUUAUGCUGUAGUGUGCAGUGCAGGGGGUGCUGAUGUCACUGCAAGGGAACAGCAGCAUGUUCAGGGUCACCUGUAGCUGGCUGAUUGGGCACUCCCUGGGCCACUUUCACUUUGUGGUACUGAUCUGCUAUUUGCCUGUAACUGUCACUGUACAUAAAAUAAACACGUUAAUGCUGUAGGUUGA